AUGUUCUGGCCAAUAUCAGGAGAUGAAUUUUUACCUUCUAAUCCCGAGUCUAUUGUUUCGAGUGGAGGUGUUGAUCCAAAUAUUAACGUUCUAUUGGGAACUGUUGGUAAUGAAGGAGCUUUCAUGUUGAUACUCAAAGAUCCGAUUACUUUCCAUCCAAUUAAUCCAUUGAAUUUAACUCUACCUCAUGCAAAGUAUAUCUUUGGAAAACUUUUUGGUAAAUCGCUGAUAAAUUAUUAUUCUGAUAGAUAUUUGGCUAAUGUAGAUCCAAAUGAUUCUGAUAAUAUACGAUUAGCUGUUAGUCAAGCUCUAGGAGAUACAAUUCUCACUUGUCCGACUUAUGCUUUCGGUAGAGAUUUAGUCAAUUCUGGAUCAACUAAUGUAUAUGCUUACUAUCAAUCUCAACGACCAUCUCAGUCACUGCUUCCAAUUGCAACGCCAAGUAAAUGGCUACCUGCAAGUCAUGGUGAUUGUAUCCCAAUGGUGUUUGGUCUCCCUCUUUUGAGACCCAAAAGUUACACUACCGAUGACACAAUAUUGUCCAUGAUCAUGAUGGACACUUGGGCUACUUUUGCACGUGGAGGUAAACCCUCAUCAAUUGGACAGCAGUUAUGGUCACCUUGGAGUGACCAUUCAUAUAAGACGAUCGUAUUAGAUGCAAAUAAAAUUGGUCUAAUGAAUCUCAGCCCGUUGAAUUUUGCUUCAAAAAUUGGCCUUUCCCUCUCGUCAGUCGAUAUCCAAUGGUACUUGAACCUGGAGUAUUUUCCAAGAUUGAAGAUAAUCAACAUAGUGAACUUUAACUAUCAACCAUAA
Panonychus citri (citrus red mite) is the source of this 813-nucleotide messenger RNA. Its product is annotated as acetylcholinesterase-1-like. Gene Ontology annotation, biological process: choline metabolic process; acetylcholine catabolic process. Gene Ontology annotation, cellular component: plasma membrane. The transcript has 3 exons. NCBI's taxonomy places the organism in Eukaryota, Metazoa, Arthropoda, Arachnida, Trombidiformes, Tetranychidae. Gene Ontology annotation, molecular function: acetylcholinesterase activity. Bases 1 to 813 code for a protein of 270 amino acids. The record is from RefSeq and is a predicted model, not a curated record.